AUGCCACUUAAGGCAAGUACCGCUCUUGUUCGAGACGUCCUGGGCUUCGUGAAGAUGCCGGACAGUUUACGAGGUGCGUUGCUUUCCUUCAGCUUCCCUCGGCUGGACUUGGAGCAUGGGCUCGUGGAUGUCGCGCUGCAGCUUGCCAAACUCUGCAAAGACCGGCUGCCAGAAUGCAAGGCAUUCGAGGUGGAGUGGUUGCAGACUGGAAUCCUUGUGACAGAGAUGAAUAUCUUCCCUGGUGGCAGGAUAUUUUGGACCUUGAGCCGCAUCAACCACAGUUGCGCCCCCAACUGUGUCUUCACCAAUUCUCCUGGUCGCUGGGGUCUUCGCACCUUGCGACCCAUUGCCAAGGGGGAGGAGCUUACUAUCUCCUAUUUGGGUGAAGAGCUGCUGCUACCUACCAGUCAGCGCAAGUGGCUGCUCUGGCGCUCCAAGUGUUUCGUUUGCCAAUGCCUGCGCUGCACCAGCACGGAGGACCCCUUGAGGGAUCGCGCCUGCGCCUGUCUUGGCCGGGCACCUCGAAAGUGGCACGUGGUGAACAAGCCUGCGGUCUGGCAGCGUGCUGACCCCUCGACCAAGAGCCGUGCUGUUGCCUUGUUGAAGGAAGGCACCGAGUUCGACUCGACAGGGGAGCUCAGGAGCACGGCUGAGGGCUUGUGGGUGCAGAUCGAGGAGUGUGAGACAAAUGCGCAACAUUCUGGAUGGGUUUUGGUUGAUGGAGCGGCGCUGGGAUUGGGUCGCCUGGUUGAGCCCAGCGAGGGCAAGCUGCCUCUGCCGCCGUCGCACGCCGGCAUCAUCCCAGGAGAGUUGCGGAACCGCUUCCAAAAGCGGGCGCUUGGAUCCCGACUAGGUGCAAGCGCCAAUUGGUACGACCAGUACAAGCUGGAGAGUCAUGUGCUUCCUGCGGCCAGCGCGGCUGCACGGUGGAGGCAGAACAGCGGCGACGACCAGGAUCCAGGGAGUGAAGUUGGCCUCCCAGCCGGCUGGGCCCGACUCCAAGGGGAGCGAUGGUGCUGCAGCUGUGGAGCAAGCACGGGAGCGAUGGCUGCAGAAAAGGAGUUGUCCGAAGUUGCUCAGCGGGUCUACGCGCUGUCCCUGCCAGACCAGAAGCGGGCUUCGAAUGCAGGAGUGCGAGGUCUGGCUCUGCCAGAGGAGAGUUUCGUCUUGUCAGCACUUCGCUUGGCAGACGAUGCAGGGAGUCUCUUUGGUCGGCGACACUGGAUAUGGCAGUGGGGCCUCCUCUUUGCCGUGGACUUGGAUCUAUCCCUUGUCAGGUACACCUAUAUGCAAUGGGAUGCAGCGCUUGCUUCGGAAACCGCCGGGAUGCUCCUCGAGGUGUGGGAUUGGCUUACUUCUCUUGGCCUUUCACAGGAGCCGUCUCUGUUUCUUCACAGCCGCGGACAGCGAUUGGCAAAGGAAAUGGAAGGGGUGACACCCACCGGCAGUGCCAAGGAGCGCUUUCGGGAGCUACAAGUAGAACUCCGCAGACGGCUAGAAGCCUCAACUCCCUCAGUCAGUUUGCUUCCGCCUCGGGAAUUCAUCCCUGGAACCCUGUUCAUUGCGCAUUAG
This is a messenger RNA of Symbiodinium pilosum, 1572 nucleotides long. The record is from the annotation of a GenBank genome assembly. NCBI's taxonomy places the organism in Eukaryota, Dinophyceae, Suessiales, Symbiodiniaceae.